Rhagoletis pomonella (apple maggot) is the source of this 2720-nucleotide messenger RNA. It is a transcript of the gene qm, whose product is annotated as geranylgeranyl pyrophosphate synthase. The coding region runs from base 141 to 1142 and encodes 333 amino acids. Gene Ontology annotation, biological process: isoprenoid biosynthetic process. Gene Ontology annotation, molecular function: prenyltransferase activity. NCBI's taxonomy places the organism in Eukaryota, Metazoa, Arthropoda, Insecta, Diptera, Tephritidae. The transcript is spliced from 7 exons. The record is from RefSeq and is a predicted model, not a curated record.
UAUUGCUUCGGCUUCUUUCCUUUCCGUGUGCAAUCUGCUCCAAGCAGACAAGUCGAUCAGUCGUGUGGAAAUAAAGUGUCUAGCGCCAGCAAAGUACGUUUGUUUGUGAAUUAAUUAAAUAUAUCCACAGUCCCGUCUGAAUGCCAGGCAACGCUAACAUGGAAGAAUUGUGUACAAUACUCGCAAAAACGCGUGAUCCGUCGACGCAAAAAGAACAAGAUGAGAUACUGCUGCAGCCAUUCGCUUACAUACAACAAAUACCAGGCAAACAAUUCCGUUCAGAACUGGCCUUGGCAUUCAAUCAUUGGCUUAAUAUUCCGGCGGAGAAAUUACACCAGAUUGGCGAAAUUGUGCAAAUGCUGCACAAUUCCAGCUUAUUAAUUGAUGAUAUUGAAGACAAUUCAAUACUUCGCAGAGGUGUUCCCGUAGCGCAUUCGAUUUAUGGCGUAGCCAGCACUCUCAAUGCCGCAAAUUAUGUGCUCUUUCUUUCGUUGGAGAAGGUGCAACAGUUGGGACACCCAGAGGCCACCAAUGUUUACACCGAACAGCUGUUGGAACUGCAUCGUGGCCAAGGCAUGGAAAUUUAUUGGCGCGAUAGUUUUACUUGCCCUUCGGAAUCGGAUUACAAGCUGAUGACUAUACGCAAAACGGGCGGUCUAUUCAUGCUUGCCAUACGCUUGAUGCAGCUCUUUAGCGAGAAUAAGGAAGAUUUCACUAAACUGACCGCCAUUCUGGGCUUGUACUUUCAAAUACGUGACGAUUACUGUAAUCUGAGCUUGAAAGAGUAUACGCAAAAUAAAAGCUUUGCUGAGGAUUUAACCGAGGGUAAAUUUGGUUUUCCUGUCAUACAUGCGGUACGCUCACAGAAGCAUGACAAGCAGGUUUUGCAUAUUCUGCGACAGCGCACUCACGAUAUCGAAGUGAAGAAAUACUGCAUCAGUUUGCUGGAAAAAUUGGGCAGCUUUCAGUAUACGCGUGAGGUAUUGGAAUCACUCGACAAGGAAGCGAGAGCGGAGGUCGUACGCUUGGGUGGCAAUCCUUACAUGGAUGUCUUGCUCAACAAGUUGCUGUCAUGGAAAGCCAACGAUAAUCACAUUAAUCACAAUGAUGUUGCAUCGCCGAGCAAUCACAAUAGCAAUUAACAGCCAAAGAGGCAAAAGAGGGAACUUUGAAUUAACCCAAUUAAUUCGCCAACCUCUUUUGCUGCUAAGAGUGAAAUGAAUAUGAUAGAGGUUUUUUUGCAAAAACUAAAUAUUUUUUAAAUUAUUCAACAAGCGCUUGUUAAUAGCUGAAUUUCGUGUUUUUUCUUCGUUUCAACGUUCUUUCAAUUAUUAGAAACAUAAAACGAGAAUUUUUACUAAAACAGCACUAAAAGAACACUGAAGCAUGUAACAUAGAGAUUUUAUUUAAUAAUUUAAGUACAUACAUAUGAAAAAAUACAUAGUUAUGCGCCGUUGAAUUAAAGUAUCCUAAGUCGGGAUAUGCCCUUUUCCCUUUAAAGCAACAUUUCAUUGAGCUCAAAAACAAUAUUUUGACCUUUAACUAUCCAUAGGUGUGGUUCAAGAUGCCCUUUUUAAAGAAGCUUAAUAAAAAUAUAAAAAUUUUCAAGGGAAACUGAUUUUUUUUUUUUUAAUUCAAAGUCAAACCUUCCAAAGUCACUUAAGCUACUUUAAUUGUACGGCACAGAUAUGUACCUAUGUAUUUAUGUUCAUUAAGUAUUCGAUUUGUUAUCUAGCGUAUAAUUAACGGAGUUGAGAAGAAAAACGAAUCUUCACAUUAGUUUUGUUUUUUUUUUUGUAUGGAAAAUGUAUAAUAAUGAAAUUUUGUUUUGAUUUGUAAGCUACACUAUCUUCCUGCUCUUACACACCUUGCCGUUUACGUAUUUGUAUUAACUUUUGUGCCAGCAUUGUAAUUUAAGUUGCGGCUAAUAAACAUUAUUCUUAUAAAUAUUGAAAAAAUUCAGAUUGAAUACGCUUGAGCGCUACACAAAAUUAUACAUUCAUUUUUUUACGAAAACCUACUUUCGCGUUUUGAGAAAAAAAAGUUUAUUAUUAGAAACGUUUUUGAAAAACAUGAAAUAUGCAAUUUGAUUGAAUAUUGUUGUUUUACCGGUAACAUUUAAUGCUACAUACUUGUUAAUAUAUCGUGUUGAUUAUAAACAAAAUAUGUAAUUUCAAUUCACUUAAGUACGCGUGUACUUAAUAUUCUAAAUCGAUGUAUUGUACUUUAAUUAAGCAAUGUUUUUUAAAGAAAAUUUUCAUGGAAAAUGUUAUAAAUAUCUUAAAUAUCACUUAUCAAAAAUUCCAAAAUUCGCACGUUUAUAGAAUAUACAAAUUGUUAACGCAAUAAUCAUUAAGCAAAUGCACAUCUACAUACGCAUACACAUCCAUACACGCCCUCGUACACACAUACGUACAUAUAAAAUCACAGUUACACUCGUUUUUAUGCCUGAAGUAUACAAAAUAUAGAUUUUAGCGAUGUUUAUAUUCUUUAACCUUUAUUCACUUGUAAGUGAUAUGUGAUUAUUGUUUAGACUUUCAAGACUUUUUCCAAUAAAAUGUUUACUAUAGCUGCUAGAUUUUGUAGACUUCAGGCAGCUAAACAGGCAACAGCAGUUACAAGUAAAGACUUGCAAAACCGUUUGUAAAUGAUAUUUUAAAUAAAAGCAAAACAAAUUUGUAUGUAUUCGCAAUAUUAUAAAAAUAGAACAAAAAAAAAAA